GGGUCCUCGCCGGCCCCUCAAGUAUCCCGGCGAAAGGCCGGCGCGGCUCGGAGCGGGUGGGCGGCCGGGAGGCCGGAUCAGCGCGGCCGCGGGACCUGGAGCGCCGGCCGCGUCCUCCCGCAGCGCUGGCCGCCAUGCCCCCGCCGCCCCGGGCCACGCUGGGGUUUCUGCUGCUGCUGCUGCUGCUGCCUCCCGUGCCGCAGGCCGCCAAGAAGCCGACGCUCUGCAAGCAGUGCCGGCAGCUGGUGGACAAGUUCAAGAAGGGAAUGGUGGACACAGCAAAGAAGAACUUCGGCGGUGGGAACACAGCUUGGGAGGAAAAGACGCUGUCCAAGUAUGAAUUCAGCGAGAUCCGCCUCAUGGAGAUCGUGGAGAGUCUGUGCGACAGCAGUGACUUCGAGUGCAACCGGCUGCUGGAGGAGCAGGAGGAGCACCUGGAGGCCUGGUGGCUGCAGCUGAAGAACGAGUAUCCUGACUUAUUUGAGUGGUUCUGUGUGAAAACGCUGAAGGUGUGCUGUUCGCCAGGAACCUACGGACCAGACUGUCUUGCAUGCCAGGGCGGAUCUGAGAGGCCCUGCAGCGGGAACGGCCACUGCAGCGGAGACGGCAGCAGAGAGGGGGACGGGACCUGCCGGUGCCACGUGGGGUACCAGGGGGCACUGUGCACCGACUGCACGGACGGCUACUUCAGCUCGCUCAGGAACCAGACCCACAGCGUCUGCACAGCCUGUGACGAGUCCUGCAAGACGUGCUCCGGCCCAACCAGCAGGGACUGCAGCGAGUGCGAAGUGGGCUGGGUGCUGGAGGAGGACGCCUGCGUGGAUGUGGACGAGUGUGCGGCGGAGACGGCUCCCUGCAGUGACACGCAGUACUGCAAGAACACCAACGGCUCGUACACGUGCGAAGAAUGUGAUUCCACGUGUGUGGGAUGCACGGGAGACGGUCCGGGGAGCUGUAAAGAGUGCGUCCCUGGCUACGCGAAGGACAGUGGACAGUGUGCAGACAUAGACGAGUGCUCACUGGCUGAAAGAGCAUGUGCGAGGGAAAACGAAAACUGCUAUAAUACUCCAGGGAGUUAUGUCUGCGUGUGUCCUGAAGGCUUCGAGGAAACGGACGACGCGUGUGUGCCCAUGGCCCAGGGUGAAGGCGCAGAAGGAAACCCAGCACAGCCGCCCUCCCGGGAGGAACUGUAACACGCCCAACGUCAGAAGCCAGACCUGCCCUUUAAAUUAUUCAGAACGACGUCCUGUAUGGAAUGUGGCCCUGGGGACACCGUCCCCACCCCUGCAGGUGGACAGUCAGAAGGAGAAGCUGCCACCUUUGAAACAGCUGACACUCAUUUGGCCCUUAAAGCUGCAUUUCUCAGUUGUUCAUAAACAGACUCGUUUAUUUUGAUACAGUUCUUUAUAAUAAAAUUGACCGUUGAAGGCA
This is a messenger RNA of Lemur catta (Ring-tailed lemur), 1431 nucleotides long. RefSeq names its product cysteine rich with EGF like domains 2 (gene CRELD2). Gene Ontology annotation, molecular function: calcium ion binding. The record is from RefSeq and is a predicted model, not a curated record. Bases 135 to 1193 code for a protein of 352 amino acids. NCBI's taxonomy places the organism in Eukaryota, Metazoa, Chordata, Mammalia, Primates, Lemuridae. The transcript is spliced from 10 exons.